Parnassius apollo (apollo) is the source of this 450-nucleotide messenger RNA. The record is from the annotation of a GenBank genome assembly. NCBI's taxonomy places the organism in Eukaryota, Metazoa, Arthropoda, Insecta, Lepidoptera, Papilionidae.
AUGCCGCGAAGAUUAUCAACUGAGGACUUGCGACGAAUACUGGAAGAAAGUGACUAUGAAUUGAGUAACGGUGACACGGAUUUGAACGGCGGCGAUAGCGAUGUACAAGACGAACCAGAUUCUGAUAUUUCGGAUCAAAAACAGAGUAUUUUUGCAGAUGACGAUAUCGAUGAUCCGGAUUUCGAACCAGAAGAUGGUUUUGUCUGGAACUAUGACAUUUGCAUAGGUCGCGACCCCGAGAUCGCUGAUUUGGAUAAGCCGGGAAGUGUCGUAGUUCAGUUAUGUGAUUGUCUUAUAGAAGCUGGACGGAUAAUUGUGUGCGACAAUUAUUACAAUACCGUUGGAUUAGCAAAAUAUUUGCUGCAGCAUAAGACAGACUUAUGCGGCACUUUGCGAGUAAAUAGAAAAGAACUUCCAUGGGCAAUAAGAUCGAAAAAAAAUAGGACCUAA